Molecule: messenger RNA, 1853 nt
Organism: Jaculus jaculus (lesser Egyptian jerboa)
Lineage: Eukaryota; Metazoa; Chordata; Mammalia; Rodentia; Dipodidae
Gene: Clba1
Product: clathrin binding box of aftiphilin containing 1
Exons: 5
Coding region: 316-1290 (324 amino acids)
Biological process (GO): intracellular transport
Cellular component (GO): AP-1 adaptor complex; trans-Golgi network membrane
Molecular function (GO): clathrin binding
Source: RefSeq, a predicted model, not a curated record
CGUGCGGCGCCGACUGAGGGUGAACCUGGCUGCCGGCGUCUUUGGGGAAGGUGGGUGCUCGCGGAUUCGGGCCCCGCGGAGCCCAGGCCACGCUCCGCCCGCUGCUGGACCCUGUCCCCGGCCAAGCCCUGUCCUCCCCGGACUCGCAGGCUCUGCAGCCUGUCUUCCCCGGUGGCCGUCCUCCCUGCGGGCCUCUUCUCGCCGCCCCUGUGCCGGGCCGGCCGGUGUGGUCCCUGCGGUGGCGCCUGGCAUCCCCAGGAGGCCGCGCAGCCCUGGGCAGUUGCAACUCAGCAGCUGUCUGCCGGCCGAGUCAAGAUGCAAGGUCGGCAGGAGCUGGGGGGAGAGCCUAUGAGUGACCCCGCCGGGGAGUCUGGUGAGGUGUCCCUCAUCCAGACGAGCAGAGGACAGAGUGCUGACCGUCUGGAGCGCACAGAGAGCUGCUGCACUGGUCCCGGGGCCUUGCCUGAGCGGAAAGCUAGCGGCCCCUGGCUGGAAGAAGGCCUGCCUACCUGCCCACCCAGCUGUCCCCACUCAGGGGAGCUCUGCGGCGGGUGGGGGGAGUUCGAAAGCUUCCAGGAAUCUGAGGCUGAGCAGUCCUCUCAGUCCCUGGGACUCCCCGGGAGAUGCACAGGACCUCAGCGACAGAGAACCCCUUCUGUCCCAAAGGAGCAUGGUUCGUGCCAGGCACAGCAGGGUGGACCCUGGGUGACAGGAACUGCUGCUGGGCCGUCUUCAGAGCUCAUUCUCAGCUCUGAGAAUGUUUUUAGCUUUGCUUUUCAAGAAGUCUCAGUGGAGCAGGCAGCUGAAGAUAUUUGCUCCUUAGACCAUUUCUUAGAAAUAAACAGCAAAGAAAGUGCUGGCCUUGCAUCUGUGCCCAGACUGUGUUCUGAAUCUAGGAAACUCUGGAGAGCCCUUCAGAACACUGAUACCAUGUCUCCUUCACAAGGCCUCUGGAGUGAUUCUCGCUGCCAGGAAAACCUCUUUCUUGUUCUUGGCGUAGAUACUGCUCAGAAGAGCCUUUCCCGAGUCCAGGGUCACACUUCAGAAAAUUCUGACCUCAGGGAACCUGAAGAUCUGCUGGCAGUCAGCAGCUUCCACCUACACCACUGCAAAGCCCUGAUCCAGACCAAGCUCUCAGGGACGCCUGGAGGUGGAAAAGGGAGCCUGAUUACCUACAGCCUGUUUCUGAAGACACCCCUACAUGGGACCGGGCACUGUAUCACCAUUCCACGGAAAAAGAUCCUCACUCCACGCACCCUAAAAAUGGCAUUCUUUAAAGAUAUCCGCUGAAAGCAGGAGUGUUCUGUACCUUUGGGAGACAUUUUACAUUUUUGUUUUUUACUGGAUUGGUACUAGAAACUGGGAACUAUUUUGUGGAGGUUUCCCAGUUCCAUGUCAUUUUAUAGGACCUCUGUCAGCCCACCCUGUGCCCCAACCUGUCAGGUCUGAGAGAGUACACAGAGGAUGUGUCCUUGGAGCCAAUCUCCAUGUACAGAGGCAGGGUUUCUUGGUACACUGCAGGUUGGGGCCAGGUACCCAGUCAUAACUCAGGCCUGGCUCAGAUCCAAGAGUUCAGAAGAAAGUGGGAGACAGCUGCUGAACACCUGCAGGAAACCCUCUGCUCCAGGCUCUGGCUGCUCCUGCUGUUUCCUUAAGUUUCUCGAGUGACCCCAUGCUGGAUCCCAUCUUUUCCCAGUGGCCCUUGGGACAUGCUUUUUCUCAGAGGUGGGGAGAUCAUGUCGGGUGUCCCAGAAGGCUCCAGUAGGGCUACCUUCCUUGGUCAUGUGCUGGGGCAGAUAUAAGCAGGUAGCACUGAGUUUGGUAACAUUUUAUUAAAUAGAAAUACUGGGUAA